CAUUUCCAGAAUCAGAGUUUUGCUGGUAAAACAUUUAUUAAGUGUAUUGGUCACGUUUUAAGUACAAAUAUUAGCAUACAAGUGAAAAUGUACAUUUAUAGUCAGCGUUGUACAUUCCAGGCUGCUUCUUUUUAUUAUUAUUGUCAACUUGAGUCCGCCAUUUUAUACUGAGCAGCUUGGGCAGUGACGCUCACUCAUCUCACCCUAUCUGUCAAAUAUUGAGCAUUGAUAAUUAAUUAUAUAAAGAUGCUGAUUAGACAGCUUGAUUAUUGCACUGGUGUGCCAUAGACUGGCUACAAUAAAAGGCCACAUAGUAUGUGUACUGUAGUAACUGUAUUGGUGGGAAAAAACUAGUGUUGCUUUUUUUGUUGAUAUACAGUAGAUGUCUGAACCGAACCAGCACGUGUAGUUUUCUUAAAUUGGGUAGUUAAUGAUAUUCUUGACUAAUUGUGUUGUCCCGUCUGACCUCUCAUUGGCCACUUGUUGCAGUGGGCAGGCUAUCAAAGCGAUAAUCCUUUCUCAGUCAGUGUAAUCCCCUUGCAAAGCUCUCUGGGGUUGUGACUGCAUGUUAGCCACUUUGAAUGAAAGAGCAACUCAACGAGCUUGGACCGGUGAUUAUGAAAGGAUAACCCAGCAGCCACCAUCAUGAAAGAAAUCACGGGCUUUGAGAGCGCAUCCUCCCUUCGAUCAAACAACCUGAGUGCUUUGAAGAAGCGCUGGGAGCAAGCCGGGAACGUCGGCGCGCAAGACAAGGCUCCGUUCAUCUCUUCACCGAUAUUAUCUCACGGCGCGCCGCACGUCCCUGCCGGGGCCGCUUCCGUGAGCAGUGAGCAGCCCCUUCCUCCAAAGAGCCCGGAGCGCCCCCCGCAGCUUUCUCCGGAAGAACCGCCGAGUCCGACCACUGAUAUUUUGAAGCCCUGCACGACUCCGCCAGCAGCAGCAGCAGAAGAAGGAGAAGGAGAAGAAGGAGGAGGAGAAGGAGAAAAAGAAGAAGAAGAAGAAGAGAAGGGGAUGGACAAAGAUGUGCCAACACCCUUUGAGACACGAGAAAAUCUUGAAGAGCAAGUUCCAGCCAGUCCCCAUGCCUCCUGGGAGACAGCAAACGUGCUAUUAAAUGACCUGAAGAUGAGGUUUCAGAGGAUGGAUGACACCCCAGAAAAGGGUGGCAGACCCAUUCUAAAAAGCACCUCAUCAGAAGAUAUGGACCACACCUCUGCAGUGUGUGAUCGUGUGCUGGAGAAGUCCUCGCUGAGGGAGAAGCUGGCCAAAUACAAUGCUGCUGCUUCCAAACAAAGUGCCUCUAAAACUUCUGUUUCGCCAGAGGUGCUUCCCUCCAAAAUAUCCAUACCCGCCAUCCAGAAAGUCACACCUUCACCCGAGUGCAAUGGCGGCAGCGGCAGUGAGCCCGCCAAAGCAUCCAGGAAAUUCUGCCCUCCAGCCAAGGAGACGUGUGUCGCUUGCCAGAAGACCGUGUACCCGGUGGAGAGGUUGGCGGCCCUUCAGCACGUCUACCACAAGAGCUGCUUCCGCUGCCUUCACUGCAGCACAAAGCUCAGCCUGGGCAACUUUGCGUCCCUGCACGGCAACGUGUACUGCAAGCCCCACUUCAGCCAGCUCUUUAAAGCCAAGGGCAACUACGACGAGGGAUUUGGCCAUCGGCCUCACAAGGAGCUGUGGCAGCAUCGCAAGGAUGGAGAUGAAGACGACGAGGAGGCGCUGAAGACCAAAGAACAAGCAGCACCGGCGAGGAUGCCGUCGGUGGAGAGCGCGCCUGAGAAGCAGCGCACGUCGCCUGUGGAGGUGUCGCCGCCUGUCAAAGUCACGGGCCUCUCCGCCCACAUGGUGACGAGGAAGCAAACACCUGCUAGCUCCACAGAGAAGCCGGCAGAGACCCGCAGGUUGAGGAUUGCGUGGCCUCCCCCUUCUGGCGACGCCCACUCUGGCACAGGGCUACGCAGCCCGGCCGCCGAGGGGGCUGCUUCUGGCCGCACUUGGAGGGCCAAGUGGCCUCCGGAGGACGAUUCGCCAUCAUCAUUAUCAACGUCGUCCCAAAGUGCUGAGCGUGCUGAGCUGAAGACCCUGAGGAGGAGCUCCUCUCUCAAGGAGCGCAUUCGACCCUUCACAGUGGCCGUCAAGCUCGACCCCGAACCGGCCCCCAUCCUCAGGGAGCCUCGACGCCCCCUCAAGGCCCUGCAGGAAUGGAGAGCAUCGCUGGAGGAAAAACCCCAAGAGAAAGUGGAGUUGCAGAGCAAGACAGACGAGGAGAAGAUCGAUGAAGAAGCAACAAGUUCGAAGGAACGCAACCCCGAGGAGGCGGAGACUCAGCAGGAAGGAGGCCGGCACGCACAGGAAGGAAGUCCGGCGGCGGAGGAAGGCUCGCUUAGGAGCAUCUCUCCAGACAUCUCCACGUCCCCCUCGCCUCCCGCCCUGCCAAAACACAACCGCGCCUCGCAGGAUGUUGGCUUCUGGGAGGAGGACAAAGAGGAGAGCGACGACGAGGAGAUGACUCCCGAGGACAUCAUCAAGAGGAACCGUUACUACGACGACGAUGACGACUGAGUGACAAGAACAUCUCAUCGGCUGUGUGUGUUGCUACAGCUGCCUCUCAUUUCUCAACUGUCUCAUUCCUGUCUUAACACGUCCCUACAGUCAGACUGGAACUUUCUCAGGUGUUCAAAAUCUCAAUUUUAAGCCUUAACCGUCCCAAUUUUGCGUGAAUGGACAACAGUGUUGUUGCCAACAUCAUGUAGCCUUAUGAAUAUUAUUAUUAUCAUGCAAAGAGAGUCACAUUGGUGUAAUAUUUUCAGCCUUUGGAACGUUCCAAUCUUCUUACUAUCACACAGAUCUUCUGAUUGAUAUCUUUUCUGACUUUUUAGUGUUUGGUCUUCUGUAUGAGCUCCAAAAAAAUGUUUUUGUAAGUAAAAAGUGCCACCGAUGAAAUGUUUUCUAAUUUUUUAAUCACUCCAGUCCACCAGUACUUUUUUAAAGUUGUUAAAGCACAAUAAAAUGUAUAGUCAUUAAAGACAAUCAUCUGCUUCGGUGUUUAUUUUCAUGUUCCGUCACUUAUUUUUUUGGUAAAAAAAAAAAAAAAAAAAUCCGAAAAUAGGCCUUUUUACCGUCGAAAACUCAUGAAUAAUUUAUACUUAUAACACAGGUAACAUGUGCCGCUGUUAAAAUGUUUUUCUUGUUUGUGUCUUUAGGCUUCACUUUAUGUCCUUUAACGCACCAUAGUUGCUGUGCGACUCAAAGGUGAAACUAGUCAGCGUAACUGAACCCGUGUGAAACAAAAGCGUCACGUAAAGGUAGGAAAACUCUUACCCACGAGCACGUAGCGAACACUCCUGUGUAUAGCAAGGUGACAAAACCCCUAUUUUAGCGAUGACACUGAGUUCGUGCGGACGUGCUUAGAAAUGCUAUUUUUUCAUAUAUCGAGUGUAUUUUCAUUCGUAUGCAUGUUUGUUAGGUAGAUUAUUACUUUUUUAUCCAUUUCGUAUCGGAUUUAUGUUGAGUGUUGGACCACAUCAAAUCAAAUUAGUGCUUGGAAAAUUAAGUGCAACUUACCGGAGCUAUAGGACAAGAUAAAAGGUAUAUGGGAUAUUAAUUUAAUAUCCAUCUGCAGACGAAAUUUCAUUAAAAAAAUGUAGUUGCACUUGUAUUGUGGUUAGUGUGGGGUGAGACAUAUACUGUACAUGAAAAAUAUGACAUUUGACUUUCUUCCCUGGACUUUUUGAUUAUCAAAAAAAUGUAAAUGGCUACUUUGCUGACCUUUAAAAUAGAUUUUCCCAGCCUAAAUUAUUACAUUUUGGAGUACGGUUGUACUUGCCAAGCCGUGAGUCGAUCACAGCCUUUGUCUAGACCAGGUGUGGGCAAACUUUUUGACUCAGGGGCCGCAUUGAGUUAAGAAAAUUAACACUAUAUAUUUGAUACAUGCACACUCUUUGAGGCUUGUAACUAACAGUCCACCUGGAAUUACAGUGUCAUACAAUCUGCUAUAUGAAUGUGCUUGUGUCACUUUUUUCAGGAGCACUUUAGACAUCAGACCACAUCCAAUAACAAUUCCAUUUUACAGGUUUUUUUUUACUGACUAAGACACCCAGAAUGUACAUGAAUAAAGGAUGUGAUACACAAUAUGAACUGUGAUUGACUAUGAAAUAGUAUGUGAACGUCCCAGACAGUGGGACGUUGUUUGGAUCACGGCGUGUGAAAAGCUACUUAAACCAUCAAAAGGUCGUCUCACAUUGACUGACUACGUGCAAGUCAUGUUGCCAGCUCGUAUGUUUAAGGUUCAAAUACUUUGGAAGCAACUGGCAGGCCGGAUACAAACGCUUGGCGGGCCGCAUGUGGCCCCCGGGCCGUAGUUUGCUCACACCUGGUCUAGACUCAUGUUAAAGCAAUGGAGAUCAAAUGAAGGCACUAUUUUCAUGUAU
This is a messenger RNA of Dunckerocampus dactyliophorus (ringed pipefish), 4427 nucleotides long. Its product is annotated as LIM domain and actin-binding protein 1-like. The transcript is spliced from 8 exons. Gene Ontology annotation, molecular function: actin filament binding. Bases 646 to 2559 code for a protein of 637 amino acids. Gene Ontology annotation, cellular component: actin cytoskeleton; plasma membrane. The record is from RefSeq and is a predicted model, not a curated record. Gene Ontology annotation, biological process: actin filament bundle assembly. NCBI's taxonomy places the organism in Eukaryota, Metazoa, Chordata, Actinopteri, Syngnathiformes, Syngnathidae.